AGCUGUAGCUGCGGACUACGUGGGUUUGAACCCGGACUAAGUUUGGGACUCCGCGAGGAGUCCUGGGCAGGCUACUUGCGCCUCCAUGGAUGCGGCCGAGGUGGAGUUCCUGGCCGAGAAGGAGCUGGUGACCAUUAUCCCGAACUUCAGUCUGGACAAGAUCUACCUCAUUGGGGGUGAUCUGGGGCCCUUUAACCCUGGCUUACCAGUGCAAGUGCCUCUGUGGCUGGCGAUUAACCUGAAACAAAGACAGAAGUGUCGGUUGCUCCCCCCGGAGUGGAUGGAUGUGGAAAAGUUGGAGAAGAUUAGGGACCAUGAACGAAUGGAAGAAACCUUUACCCCUAUGCCCAGCCCUUACUACAUGGAGCUGACCAAACUCCUGUUGAAUCAUGCUUCAGACAACAUCCCCAAAGCAGAUGAGAUCCGCACCCUGAUCAAAGAUGUGUGGGACACUCGCAUAGCCAAACUCCGGGUGUCUGCGGACAGCUUCGUGAGGCAGCAGGAGGCGCAUGCCCAGCUGGAUAACUUGACCUUGAUGGAGAUCAACACCAGCGGGGCUUUCCUCACACAGGCGCUCAAUCACAUGUACAAACUCCGCACAAACCUGCAGCCUUCUGAAGGUGCCCAGUCUCAGGACUUCUAGAGAAGGACCUUGUUUAUAAAGGCCUUGUCUCUGCCGGCAGGGGUCUUGCUGAGAGUGAGUACUCAGGACACUCUAGAAGCACUCAUAGUUCUGGAUGUCUAGAAUCAUUUUUGAAUGUAAGAAAAACGUGUAAUGAAGCAAGGACUGGAUUCCUAACCUUGCUGGAAAGGAACAGGUUGCAUGUCAUCCUGGACAUAGUCUUGAAUCCCACAUCUGUCUCUAGAAGCCAGCUAUUCUUAGGGGCGGGGAGACAAAGCUUUGGCAAACAAGCUGUUCUCCCUAGCAGAGUCUCAGGUCUCCUGCCUGGGACUGCUGUGUGGGGGCAUGUUCAGUGACUUCACGUGUUGUUUUGAAGACAGGUACUCAGGUGGUUGUGUGGCCCUAGGACUUUUGUUUUCUUUCUUGAUACCCUGAACUUAGAGUGUAGAGAUUGCUCACACAGAGUAGGAUGGCAGGUGAGCAGCUUGCGAUGCCGACUGGUGUUGAUCUAAGCUUGGAUAGUAAAGAUGCAAUCAACCCAGUCUGUUGGUUUUCCCCCCUGCUUAACUACCAAGCAGAAGGAGCAAGCCAUGUGGCUAAAAUGAUCUAAUAGACCAAACUGAGGUGUGUAGCAGGCAAUCGUAAACGUCAAAUACACGGUCUCUUGUUCUCAUGGCUACUUCUGGCUAAGGUGUAAAGGGCUGCCUACCCAGGGAAGGGGAAAGUGGGGAUAAACUGACUCCGUGUUACUGAGUGUGUGAGUGAAGGUGAAGAUGCGCGAGGAAGCAAAGUGGGACCUGUAACGCUGCUCUUGAUGGGUUUCAGGGGAAGACUGUUGUAAGUAGCAGAAGUUCAAAUAAGAGUUUUUUUACUCUGAGAAAAAUUUAAUUGUAGCAUUUUGCAACUGCUAAAUUCUGCAUAGAAAUUACAUUACCUUGAGAGGGGGAAAGCUUGUCUAGAGCAGUGAUUUUUAACCUUUUUCAUCUCAUGGCCCAUAUAAACUAAUUACUAAAAUUCUGUGGCACACCAAAAAGUUUUGCCAAUCUGACAAAAAAAUAGAUGUAAUCUUUUUUUAUUCACACUGGAUGGCCAUUAUAAUUUUUUUUGACAAUCAAAGGGAAAAGCAGUGCCCUUGACGGAAUAGCCAGGUGUUGCAUGUUUUAAAAAUUCUUGUGGCGCACGGGUUGCAAAUCACUGGUCUGGAGUCAUACAGGGAGUGGAAGGUUCUGCAGCCUGCUGGUUUUCAACGGCAGCAUUGUUGCAAAGGAAGUAGCGUGUUCCUUCCAGGGCUUUUUGAAGAGUGUGCCUGCGUGAUCAACUAAGCCUGGAGACUCCCUGCUGGUAUCUGCCCUUCGGUGUUUCAAGUCCAAACUUACCACGUUACUCAAGCAGUUUCUCCAUUCCAAAUUGCUACCCAUCUAGGUGUCCCUUCCACAAGCAGCUGAUGGGUGUUUGAACACUGAAGGGCCAGACAUGAAGGGAUUAGGGCACGGAAGACCUUGUUUCUGUCAUUAAGGUGACCAUUCAGAGGGUUGGGUUGCUCUCAGAUGGCAGAAUUGCCUUUUCUUCUCAUUCUUAACUCAGCGUCCUUCAGAUUUCACCUGGGGAAUCUUCUAGAAUGAGACCCCAUUACUGCAGAGGGUCAGGAGUCGUGUGUGUCUCGGAUCUUGCCCCUUAAUACCUUUCUCUUAAAACCCGAGUUAUUGGUCGAAUCUGUCUUCACAUUUUUGCCUAUAAAGCUAUAUAGCUGUUGAGCUGUUUUUUCUUUUAGAUUUGGCCUUGUAUUUUAUGACAUAAAAAAGAUUUUCCUCUUAACAUGAUUUAGGAAGAUUUUAUUUUUUUGGAUGUUGUCAGAAAUUACAGCAAUAUAUUCAUAAAUACCUAAUUACUACAUUCAACAAAUAAUAUUACAAUACAAUUAAUUCAAACAAGUACACUUAGAACAGGUUUAAUUUCACAGCAUCUAAACUGCCCCCAGAGUGACCGAGGCACCGCUCCUCCUCCCUCCCGUGCGCUGGUUCACUGUUCUAGCGAUUAAGCACAGGGCACAUACACAGUAACACAACCGAUUAGCAUGGUCUUCCUCAGGCCAAGGCAGAGUUAAGGAGUUUAAGUUAAGUGCUGGAUCAAAAGGUUGGGGACAGGCUACUGCAAGCAGUAAGGAAGUCAACAGCUUGGUUACUUGAAAGAGUAUGGGGAUCGCUGCUAAAUGGCUAAUAUACACUUAUUUAAGAGAGUAACAGAAUCGGCUUGUGCUGACCAUCUCCAUCUUGUGGUGGGUCCUUGGAAUUUUCCACUCUUAAAAAAAACACAACUCAGGGAAAGGGAGUAUUCUUGAUGUAAUUUCUUGAGAUUUGGCAGCAUUGAGAAAAACCCAUCUCAUGUACAAACUUAAGGCUUCCUAUGUUAUAAUUCUGAAGUGUGGGCUCCUUUGAAGGAUGUUAAUGCCAAUUUAGUAUUUCCUUUGGAAUAUGUAGACUAAACUGCUGGAAAUCCCGUCUUGGUCACUUAUCUUAAAAAAUGGAUUAAAUCAUGUUGUUUUCUCA
Phyllostomus hastatus (greater spear-nosed bat) is the source of this 3168-nucleotide messenger RNA. It is a transcript of the gene GINS2, whose product is annotated as GINS complex subunit 2. Gene Ontology annotation, biological process: DNA replication; double-strand break repair via break-induced replication. The transcript is spliced from 5 exons. Gene Ontology annotation, cellular component: nucleus; GINS complex. The record is from RefSeq and is a predicted model, not a curated record. Lineage: Eukaryota; Metazoa; Chordata; Mammalia; Chiroptera; Phyllostomidae. The coding region runs from base 86 to 643 and encodes 185 amino acids.